GACAGCCAAGUUUAUUAUAAACACGCCACUAGCUGCCCAGGCAGAGCAGUGCGCUGUCAAACACAACUCGGGAUAGGGGAGAAGAGCCAGGGACAGGCAGACGUGGACACAGAAACGACGGGACUGCGGGGAGCUUAAAAGCGCACUGUCAGGACUCUGAAUACUAACGAACACAGUGAACUGCCAACUGGACAAUACAGAAGACAAGAGCGCAGUUUUGGACAGUGAAAAGGAGCCGGCAUCAUUUUAUGCCCUGGUUUCUGUUCAUCCGCUUCGGCUGAAGACUUUUCGCCGGCUACCAAGCUAUCGCUGUAGAGCUCGUCUUACUGCUUCUCCAUGUACAAAAUGGAUUAUUCUUACCUAAACACCUACGAUUCCUGCAUGGCUGCGAUGGAAGCAUCGGCCUAUGCGGACUUCAACUCGUGCAGUCAAGCCAACACCUUCCAGUACAACCCUAUCCGGACCAGUUUUGGCGCUAACCCUAGCUGCCCUCCACUAAACACUGCCAGCUGCACGUUAGGUGCACUGCGGGAUCACCAACCCGGUCCCUACUCUACAGUGCCCUACAAGUUCUUUUCGGACCCCUCCGGGCUGAACGAAAAGCGCAAACAGAGGCGCAUCAGGACGACGUUUACGAGCUCACAGCUGAAGGAGCUGGAAAGGGUGUUCGCCGAGACACAUUACCCCGACAUCUACACGAGAGAGGAGCUGGCGCUCAAGAUAGACCUGACUGAAGCCAGAGUGCAGGUUUGGUUCCAGAACAGACGCGCAAAGUUCCGCAAGCAGGAGCGGGCAGCCAACUCCAAAGGGGGCAACGGAGGCGGCGGGGGCACCGGUACCGCGGCCGCCAAGAAGGGCGAGACUAGGGCUUCCUCCGAAGACGACGAGUCCAAGGAGUCCACGUGCAGCCCGACGCCUGACAGCACGGCCUCCCUCCCUAGCACGGGAAACAUGGGCAGCCCGGGCAGCAGCCUCAGCCCCAGCCCCGUCUCCGCAGCGGGGGCCGGCUUCGUCAACACCACCUCCGCCUCUGUGCACCAGGGGAUCAAGACCCCCGGCUGGCCAAGCGUCGGCUCUGGGGGCACCGGGGGCACCCCCAGCGGGCCACAGGGCCCUGACCUGCUGAAAGCCUGGCAGCCCGCGGACAGUAUGGCGGGACCCUUCGCCGGGGUCCUGUCCACUUUCCAUCGGAAGCCCAACGCCCUUAAGACGAACCUCUUCUAGAACCGCCUUUCCGAGCUGGACUCCUAUUAUUUAUUAACCCGAACUCUAACGUGAUUUAGGCGUCGGAUCGCGCAGGCCUGUGUAUGUGUCUUAGGGGUUUGUAAUAGAGAUGUCCCCACACCUGCACUCUCAUUGUGUCAUUUCACCAGAACGUCGCCCGAGAGACCGCGGGAACAGCUUAGACCUUCUCUUAUAUUUUACAGUAUGAUAAAUUAAUAAAUUAAUUCGCAAACCCGCGACAGAAAGUUCUGCACUUACAGAGACUCUCGGAGGUCUGAUUUCGUUAAUUAAAAUAGGAAAUAAAGCAGAGAGAGAGAAAGGUAAUAUACAACCCAAGCACAAUCUCCCUCUACUACAAAUCCAUCCGCCAAGCCGUUUUAGACUAACAUGAAACAAAAUAUCAAACUGUUAACCCCUUUAAUUAAAAAACAAGGCGUCUACCUACAGCUGAGGCUGCCGGCUGGGAAACACCGUCAACAUCUGCACUUUGCCGCCUCGCCACGCCGUUGUCUUCCGGAACUUAUGUGGAAACGGUGUCCCUUCUUCUCAUGAAUAAAGUGAUCUGUGCUUCGCAUUGACGGGGGUCCAAAACGUGCGAUUGUUUAAAGCAAUAAUCACAGAGAAAAGUGUACUCGCAGUUCUAGGCGGAUACUACCGGGGAUUCACUUUGCCACGGGAUGCACGUGACGGCAGGCUCGUUAAAGCGCCGGACUUUCCCGCCUUUUCGUGCGACUCACAGCGCAACUCCGUUUACUUAAGGUUCAUUAAAGCAAGUCAAAUAAAAUACAACUAAUGAGUUCAUCUUCUGUUUGACCGGACACAAAAUUAAUAUACUAUACAUAACUUAUUGAAAAAAGCAAAUACACUGUAACGGUCAGUAGCGGUCAUGGGUGUUUUUAAGAUAAUUAUACAACAUUGUAAAAUGAAAAUAAUUUGUACAUAUAAUAAAUAUUCGAUAAUGAGGUCUUUUGCGGUAACGACGCCGCUUGUGUGAAUAGCAUGCAUUUGGCACUCAUUCUGCAAGAGAUCGUUUCCUUCUGUUUCUCCCUAUUCAUAUUCUGCCGCCAUACACCGUCCCCAAACAUCCACCACAUUUACGGUAACAUUAUAUGCAAUGCUGCAAAAGGUAUUUCCUUUUGUCAGCGCUGACUUUUAAUUCAUUAACGCAUAUUACAAAUAGAAUAAUUCGAAACCUCCCCAAAGCACCGCGACAGUUCAUUUUUAUGAAACAUAAAACAAUUCGGUGAAUUUUUAGAAAAUACGGGUUCGGGAGUGCGUGGCAGUGACGCAGACGCCACACUUCAGUGAAAAGCGGCCGGCGCUGUUGUAAGACAGCGUAAAGCGUGAAACCAUCACAUCUGCUGCGUCACAUUUCAAUUUCAAUAAGCUGGAAUGAUUUGAAUACGAGGUUUUUCAGUCUUAAGUUUAGUGACAAAGAUGGGAGUGUGAGAAAGCAACGCGUAGGCCUAUGGGCCCAAUGUGCUUUUUGUCAAUACACAUUACAUCCAUAUAAACUGCCACGAGACAAAACGGUUUGUUAAAGCCUUGGUUAACUUGAGCCCCAUUGUAACAGUAAAACAGGUCUUAAUUACAAGUUUAUGCGGUUCUGUUUAGGGUUCGCAUUGGUUCAAGAUUUUUAGGCAAUUAUUCACCACAUUCAGCUUUCUGUAAAGCAUCUAAUGAUUUUAACACCUUUAAUAUUAUAUGAAAGUAUUCACAUGUUCCUCAUCACCAGAUUUAUAUUUCAUCCUCAAAUGUAUGUAUGAUAAAUGUUGCAUUAUAAAAUAUUAAAACAC
Brienomyrus brachyistius is the source of this 3020-nucleotide messenger RNA. RefSeq names its product paired like homeobox 2A (gene phox2a). NCBI's taxonomy places the organism in Eukaryota, Metazoa, Chordata, Actinopteri, Osteoglossiformes, Mormyridae. The record is from RefSeq and is a predicted model, not a curated record. The coding region runs from base 337 to 1224 and encodes 295 amino acids. The transcript is spliced from 3 exons. Gene Ontology annotation, molecular function: RNA polymerase II transcription regulatory region sequence-specific DNA binding; DNA-binding transcription factor activity, RNA polymerase II-specific. Gene Ontology annotation, biological process: regulation of transcription by RNA polymerase II.